UGGGUCGGGGGCGCAGGGAGGGUGGACUGUCGCUGCCGCCUCUCCGCGCCGGACUCUACGGCGCAUGUGAGGGCGAGGCCGGCCGGCCGCCGUCCUUUCCCCUCACGGUAUCUUUGCUUUCUUCCCUUACGGGGAAGCCCCACAUCCUCCCAGGCCCCAUGGGGUAACUGCAGCGACAACUGUGCCAGGGAUAAUAUGACAUGUUCAAGUUUGUCCGUGCGUUUGAGAGCGACUUUAUGCAGGUCACCAAACGGGGAAUGCUAAUUGAUGUGCACAACUGCGCCAUGAUCACGACCGUGGGCAUUGUAAACACCAACCCCUUCAACCCAAUACCAGACAUCAUGCUGCUGGCACAACCUGUCUGUGAUUGUGAAAUGCAUGUGGUGUGUGGGCAGGGCACCGAGGAACAAGAGCAAGGAGAGACAAAGACCUUAGAGGUCACCAGGCUCCUCCCCUUGAAGUUCAUAAGGAUCUCUGUUCACAACCGUGACAAACAACAGCUGCGCGUGAAGCUUGCUACUGGCCGCUCCUACUACCUGCAGCUGUGUGGCCCUCCGGACAAGCAGGAAGAGCUCUUUGGCCACUGGGAAGAGCUAAUAGACCUCCUGAGGCCCCCCGUGGAAGCUUACAGUAGCACCCAUGCCGUUCCAGCCGGGUACAGGUUCUUGUCGAUGUUUGAAGAGAUGGACAGGAGGGGCCCUGAUGCAGAACAUUUCCACGGACCAGAACGUCAGGGAGAGGUCAGCACUGGGAGCAUCCAUGUCCUGGAGGCGACUGCGGCCCUCUCUGCAGCUUCUGACGUGGGGCAGCCUACCCGACAGGACUUCCACAGAUGCACUACCAUGCCCAAAGAGGCCGCCCCGGACAAUACACCUGCAUGGCAUGUCCGAGAGUCCGCAGAAAGGGCAAAAAGAGAGGAGGUGACAGCAGAGGAGCCGGUAGCAAGGGCUGUCACGCAUGGAGCAGACGGGGUGGCAGAAGGCACCAUGGCAGGUGCUUUAAACAUGACAGCCACCAAGUCCGCCUUGAAACAGCUGAACAGAACCCUAGCAGGGGCAGCCGCUGAGUGUCCUGGAGGACGCAAAAACAACCCCACUAUUUCCAGCGUGGCCAACACGUGCCCACCUUCCGCUCCGACCUUGCGGAGGGAGCAGGCUGGGAGGCAGCCGUGCCUGUCUCCUGGCAGCACUGAGGCCCCCACAGGGAGAAGGGAGAGCACGCAGGAGGGCGCUCUCCGGAGCUCCCCACCCCGCACCCCCACCCCAGCUGCCAGCUGCCAGAGGGCAGGUGGGGACAAGAUACCCCACCAACCAGGGGACAGCACCUCAGGCAGCCUGAGAGCCCCCAGAGAGCAGGAGGAAGGCCGCCGCAGCUCCGCGCACAGCAGGCAUGACACCACCUGCAAGGAGGUCAGCCCUGCCCACGCCCCCACCGCUGAGGAGUCCAGAGCCUCUCACAAACUGGGUGGGACAAAAAGUGCACAUUCCUGGCCUGAGAUACACGGCAGGAUCGGCUCGCUGUGGCACAACAUCAAAGCCAGAGUGAGCGGCCGCACCCAGCCACAGAGAGGUGGACACCCUGGACAGGACCGGCUGGGAGACCAUCACAAAGAGGACAGCCAGGGACUGCAGGUGGCUGGGAGCAGGGCUAGGGAGGGGACCAGGGCUCAGGACAUACCCCUGCAUGUUAAAUAAAAGAUAAAUGAGAAAUACACUGAGAAUGUGGCAUGCUGCCUUCUGUCUGAAUUUCCAGGUCA
Molecule: messenger RNA, 1756 nt
Organism: Manis javanica (Malayan pangolin)
Lineage: Eukaryota; Metazoa; Chordata; Mammalia; Pholidota; Manidae
Source: RefSeq, a predicted model, not a curated record